Molecule: messenger RNA, 2858 nt
Organism: Chara braunii
Lineage: Eukaryota; Viridiplantae; Streptophyta; Charophyceae; Charales; Characeae
Source: the annotation of a GenBank genome assembly
AGACGACGACAGCGUCAAGUUGUGUGCACUCAAUUCCGGGCGAGAGGUUGAAGGUGAUUGUGGAGGCGUGUUGUGCGGGCGGGAGAGUCGUCGUUUCUUUCUCUUCCCGCCGGUUUAACGACGGAUACAGCGGAGUCGUUGCCUGCAGCGGGUUCUCGAGCUGAAUGUGGUAGGCUGGUACUGGCCAGUUAGCCUUUAUGAACAACCAUAGCUAGACAACAUACAUUUGCGAGGUGAAGGCACUGAAGGGUGAUAGGGCGGCGAAACUUGCGCUGGUGCGGUUGUGGCCCUUGAAGGGUGAUAGGGCGGCGGAACUUGCGCUGGUGCGGUUGUGGCCCUUGAGGGAUCGAGGAUCGAGUGCGUGGGAACUCGUCGCUGACGUGGGGAGGGAGCUGGGAGACGGCGGCGUACGCAGCCGCAGCUGGUAUGGUGGGGGGACUUCAGAACUUGUCGUCAAGGUGAGAGCUGUACAUCGAGGUGCAGGACCGGUUGACCAGGAAGUGGAGAUAAGGAGAGAGAAGAAGAGCGACUCGCCAUCACCAUCGUGAAACUGAGGUCGAUAGGGUAUCAGCUAUUUGGCUAUCCUUGAUUGGUGCCAAGGUUACGCCGUUACGGUGACCUCGAAUCCAGGGCCGCAUCUCAGUUUGCCUGUUCAUCUAAGGAAGAAUUGUCUGUGCAGAUCGAUCUGUAGUCCACGUCCAGAAGAGUGUGUGGGAGUGUACUUAGUCGGUGAUUGUUACGUUGUAAGUAGUCAUCAUGGCUCUGUUCGAGAUCUUUAUAGCGACGAUGUUGUUCUUCCUGAUGAUUGCAAAUCCGAUCGUCUGGUUCCUAGCUGUGUUUUGCGGGCCGCCAAUGGCCUGUCUGGGUUGCUUCAUAAGUCCUAUAAUGCUUGUUGUCGCGCCUUUCUUGGUGCCGCUUCGACUACUGCUUAGCCCAGUCAUAAUAUAGUUUUUGGUGCCGCUUGAUUACUGCUUAGCCCAGUCGUAAUAUAGCUUGAAUUGCCACGCUGCUCGUGUGGGAUGAUCUUGUCGUAUCUACCUGAGAGCCGGAGUCGCCAUGUAUCGUCAAGAUCCAGACUGGUGUGUCGGUCAGCCCACGACCAUCGUUGCUACGUACGAUGGGUUGUGUUCUUUUGGCCCAGGAGUGCAGCCAGGAGUGGCAGUCUACGUCUCCAUAGCGAUUGACUUGCAGAGCUUGACAAAGGCGGGCGCACGGGGCAGCAGAGAAUCAAAAGGGUGGCAGUGGGCAGGAGAGAAUGACAAGGACGCAGGUAGGGUUUGCCCGCAGGAUGAAGAGUGAAGAUGUUUGUAUGACUCUGUAGCUUCCGAUGUUGUCGACCUUUCGCGGGGUUCGAUCAUGGAAUCUCUUUAUUAUGAUUCUUCCUCAUUAUGGGGUCCUCUCUCACGAAUGCGCUGUUUGGGAGAUCAUAUGCUCAUGUAUUUUGUACGAGAGUGACGGGUAAUGAGGGAAAGAUGGUGGUGGCAGGAACAUCCCACCCAGAGCACUGAGAGGAGUGUGCAAAUUUUUUUCGGAGACGGAAAAUAUGUAGUACGUUCAACGUUGCACACUUUGUUCGCGCGCGAAUAGGUGACUUCCAUUUGCGAAGGCAAGUCUGGGUAAUAUGUAUAAUAUAAUAGUGUCUCUUAAGUGGUUCGAUUUGGCGUCAAAUGUCGACAUGGCAGCAGAUGUCGACAUGGCAGAAUGUCGCACUGAGUCACUGCCAGAUGUAGGGAUUUAGCGAGUUGUCCGUGGUAUGUUCAGGUCGAGAAGAGAUUCACUGUCGAGAAGAGGACAUAUCGACAUGUAUAUGGACUUAGCGUGUUGCCAGUGGUAUGUUUAGGUCGAGAAGAGAUUUACUGCCUACAAUUCAACAGAUAUUGACACGUGUAACUACGGCGUUCUGAGGGAACGUAGUUGGCCGGAUUUGUGGCAUCUAUAAGUCGGGUGUCGGUCUCGUUGCCUGUCAUCGGUUGGCAUUGAACCUAUCGUCGGUAUUGUCGGCCACUGCUCAAUUAAUCGUUGGCGACUGAGCGCCACUUGGGUGAAUUUCGUUCGGUCAAUCGUCGCUUGCGUGGCUGUCCAAGGCAUUCUUUUAAAUGUAAACUGUUGGCGGCCAGCGAUUGGUCUGGACGACCAUACGUAUAUCACGGUAUAUGGAAGGACAUGGAAGGACGUAGGACAUGCAUUCUGUUAGGUGUUUAAUUGAGGUCGGUGGGGUGUCGGAGGCGGGUUGUCGGAGACGGGACUGGUGGUGGCGGGCAGUGAUUUGUGUGGAUUAGUGUACGCAUAUGGAAGUACAUGCAUUCUUUUAGGUGUGUAAAGUAAGGCUAAGGUUGGGGUUGUCGGAGUUGUCGGAGUAGUCGGGGACUGGAAAAUAUGUCGUCUUCUGGUCUUACCAACGACUACUGGAAGGAUGUCUUGCUGCAGAAAGUAUCAUUUAAUUGUCUGUAAACAGUCUGCUUGCGUUCCGGCUCUCUCUCAGGUGUGUGGUGAGUCUGGAAAAUUAUGGAAUUGGAUGAUGUGGCUCUUUUGGCCGGUCAGAAAGAUAGGAAAUGAGUGGGAACUUGUUCAAGUUCUCUAGCUUUGUAGUUGGUUAAAAUGGCCAAUGAAACAUUAUGUUUAUCGACUUCGUCGAGUUGAAUAUCCUUCAACUCUUACUGUGAUUGCAAGUGAGCGAAAUCUCUGGCAAAUGGUCGGGAUACAACGGAACAGCGGCUGGGCAGGUAGAUCAUGAUUGUGUGCUAUACCUAGCUUUUGACUGUCGUACCUCAAAGAACGGGCAAUGCCCAUCGCAGGAAGGUGGACGUGAUGGCUGUGCUAUGCGUGUGUGCUUUUCGAAAUCAAAAUGAAGAGUUUCU